GUUCAUUGUAUUACUGGUUUAUGAUAAUUAUACAUUAGAAAUAAUUAAAUAAAAAAUAAUGAAGAAAACCAUCAAGUAGAAAGUAAAGAUGUUAGGAGCUUUAGAAUUGGAUCGUCAAAUGAAAAGAAAAUUGGAAUCUACAAAUUACUCGAUAUUAUAGAAUUUUGAUGUAUUUCAACACCCAUAUUGCAGUAUUUUCGAUCUCUUUUAGAAAGACCACAUAAACACUAUUCUGAUGUUGAGUAAUUGAAGAAAUUCUUAUAGCACAUACCAUAUCUAAAAGUAAUAACAGAA
Paramecium sonneborni is the source of this 294-nucleotide messenger RNA. The record is from the annotation of a GenBank genome assembly. Lineage: Eukaryota; Ciliophora; Oligohymenophorea; Peniculida; Parameciidae.